AUGGGUCUCGUUACUUCUUAUGAACCACUGGUGAUUUCUCUGGACUAUCCAUUAGCUAGAACGUAUAUGGUCCAUGCUGCGUUGCUGGCAAUCAAGCUAUUAGCUCUGAGUCCUAUGGCUGCUAUGACAUGGGUCAGAAAAGGAAUCUUCGCCAAUCCAGACAUCGUAAGGCGAGCAUACUUUACGGAGCUAAAAAACUUGGCACCUUACUGGAUAGUUGGAGCGUUGUAUAUUACAACAAAUCCACCGAUUAAUCUGGGGAUAAGUUUGUUCCGGUUGUACACAGUUUUAAGAAUGAUCGUGAUAUUAGGUUACGUGACUAGACCAGCGCCAGCAGUUCUUGCAGACUUCGCUCUCGUCACAUCUUAUAUGAUCAACUGUUAUAUGUCAAUAUGGGUCGUUUAUUAUUAUAGGAGAGCGUUAUAA
Molecule: messenger RNA, 426 nt
Organism: Amyelois transitella
Lineage: Eukaryota; Metazoa; Arthropoda; Insecta; Lepidoptera; Pyralidae
Exons: 1
Coding region: 1-426 (141 amino acids)
Source: RefSeq, a predicted model, not a curated record